AUGUCCAUUUCGGGCAAAUCCAUCUUUCUGCGAUCCAUUGACGAUCCCGCCGUCAGCAAGCAGUACACCCAACACACCACACAGACAACCGUCGCCCGCUUCUCGCCCUCGGGCUUCUAUGUCGCCAGCGGAGAUGUGUCGGGCAUGGUCAGGGUCUGGGAUUGCGCCGGCGAGGGUGCAACAAAGGGCGAAUACCCCAUCAUCGCCGGCCGCAUCAACGACCUGGCCUGGGACGGUGACUCGCAGCGCAUCAUUGCCGUAGGCGACGGCAAGGAGCGCUUCGGCCACUGCAUCACCGCUGACAGCGGUAACAGCGUGGGCGAGAUCUCGGGCCAUUCGUCGCAAAUCAACUGUGUCUCCAUCCGCCAGCAGCGCCCCCUACGCGCAGCCACCGGCUCCGACGACACAAGCCUCGUCUUCUACCACGGUGCUCCCUUCAAGUUCAACACUAGCCUGCGCGGGCAACACAACCGCUUCGUUUUCGGCACCGCCUUCUCGCCCGAUGGCUCCGUAUUCGCCAGUGUGGGCGCCGACAAGCGCAUCUGGCUAUACGACGGCAAGACUGGCGAGGCCAAGAACCAGAUCGGUGAGGGAGUUCAUACCGGUAGUAUCUUUGGCAUCUCCUGGUCCAAGGACUCGAAUAGGUUCGUCACUGCUAGUGCUGACCAGACGGUACGCAUCUGGGAUCCCGAAGCCGGCAAGGCGAUCCAGACGUGGAGGAUGGGUGACGAAGGCGUUGUCAGUGUGCCUGACCAGCAGGUCGGCGUAGUCUGGCCCACGGGCCGCAGCGAUGGUCUGAUUGUCAGCGUCGAUCUGGACGGGAACCUGAACUACCUCGUCGAUGGCAACCCCAAGCCAACUCGCGUUAUUCGGGGCCACCAGAAGAACAUCACAUCAGCUGCCAUAGCAGGUUCGACCUUCGCCACCGGCAGCUACGAGGGGCGCGUUCUUGCAUGGGACACGACAACAGGACUGGCCGACAAGGUCGACGGCGCAGCCCAUACCAGCUAUGUCGCUGGCAUCACUACAUCCGACAGCAGUAGCGGAAAGGAGCUCUACAGUGUCGGCUGGGACGACACCUUACGCUCCAUUUCGGCACCAGAGAAGAUCUUUACUGGAGAAGCGCAUGACCUCAAGUUCCAGCCUAAGGGCGUUGCUGCGACAUCCAGCACGGUGCUCAUCCCUUCAUCCGAUGCCAUUGCCGUCUACUCCAAGGGCACUCAAGUCAGCUCACUAGCAGUCAAGUACACGCCUACAUCCAUCGCCGCGCACGGAACUACUGUAGCCGUAGGUGGAGAUGAUAAGCUUGUGCACAUCUACACGCUUUCAGGCACCGAGCUCAAGGACACCGAGACGGUUUUGCGCCGCGCCACUUCGCCCAUCUCCGCGCUUGCCUUCUCGCAGUCAGGUAGCAAGCUUGCCGUCGGUGCAGCCAACGGCAAGAUAUAUGCGUAUGAUGCAAGCGCAAGCUGGAAUCUCAUCACGGACAGAUGGAGUGCCCACACUGCACGCAUCACUUGCUUGGCUUGGGACGAGAGCGAAAAGUACGCAGCAAGUGGCAGUUUGGAUACUAACGUCAUGGUCUGGAGUACCGAGGAUCCCGGUAAGCGUAUCAAGGCUCUUAACGCCCACAAAGACGGUGUCAACGGUGUGGCAUGGGAAAAGGCGACCAGGGUCAUCUCAGCCGGCGGAGAUGCAAGUGUCAAAGUCUGGACUGUCAAGGCAUAA
This is a messenger RNA of Bipolaris oryzae ATCC 44560, 1728 nucleotides long. RefSeq lists its product as uncharacterized. Gene Ontology annotation, molecular function: actin filament binding. Bases 1 to 1728 code for a protein of 575 amino acids. Lineage: Eukaryota; Fungi; Ascomycota; Dothideomycetes; Pleosporales; Pleosporaceae. The transcript has 2 exons. Gene Ontology annotation, biological process: actin filament depolymerization; positive regulation of actin filament depolymerization. The record is from RefSeq and is a predicted model, not a curated record. Gene Ontology annotation, cellular component: cortical actin cytoskeleton.